This is a messenger RNA of Kwoniella botswanensis, 849 nucleotides long. RefSeq lists its product as uncharacterized. Gene Ontology annotation, molecular function: ATP hydrolysis activity; nicotinamide-nucleotide adenylyltransferase activity. The transcript has a single exon. The record is from RefSeq and is a predicted model, not a curated record. Lineage: Eukaryota; Fungi; Basidiomycota; Tremellomycetes; Tremellales; Cryptococcaceae. Gene Ontology annotation, cellular component: nucleus; cytoplasm. The coding region runs from base 1 to 849 and encodes 282 amino acids.
AUGACCUCUACCUCUUUCAAUCUCCAAGAGACAGUUCACCGUAUCUCUUCGACUCCUGGAUCGUUCGCCAUCGUCUCUUCCACGCCUAAUUGGCCUAUACCCCCUAAGGCAUCUUCAUCAAAGUUACAUCUAUCCGUCCUAGACUCGUCGUUCAAUCCUCCUACAAUUGCUCAUCAACAAAUCGCAUUUUCCGCUUUCCCUCCGCCAUCUUCCUCUUGCACACCUUCCAAUGACCCUCCAAGCUAUACAUCCAGACUUCUUUUGUUCUCCGCUCGGAACGUUGAGAAAACACUACAGUCGGGCGAUGCAAUCCCUCAACAGAGAGUGGAAAUGAUGUCUAUCCUGUCUUCUCUACGAUCCAACACUCAUCCAAAAGAGAGUAUAGCAGUGGGACUGAUAAAUGAACCUACCUUCGUAGGUAAGGCAUCAAUCAUACGAAAUUACCUAUCGACCUUACCUUACUUGGAUGUCGAGGUGGAUUUGAGCUUCUUGGUGGGAACAGAUACAUUAAUUAGAUUUUUCGAUCCUCGAUUUUACCCUCCUAACGAGAUGAACCGGAAGAUCCAGGAGUAUUUCCGAGAUAGUAAUGCGUAUUUGAUAUCUGCCCGAAGAGGGAUAAACGAAGAAGAUAGAGCUAUGGAAAAUGAGAUAUUAAAUAGGGAUGGAGUGAGAGAAUGGGUGGAUAAGGGGAAAUUGAGAUUGUUAGGUACAGGUCAAGAAGGCUGGGAAGAAGUUAGUAGUACCAUAGUAAGAAAGGCGGUUGGUGGUGGUGAUUGGGAGAAGGUGGAGAAAUUGGUUGGGAAGGAAGUCAUGGAUUAUAUAAGGAGGGAGGGGUUGUAUAGUACGUGA